Messenger RNA from Melitaea cinxia (Glanville fritillary), 1108 nucleotides. RefSeq lists its product as uncharacterized. The transcript is spliced from 2 exons. The coding region runs from base 24 to 707 and encodes 227 amino acids. The record is from RefSeq and is a predicted model, not a curated record. Lineage: Eukaryota; Metazoa; Arthropoda; Insecta; Lepidoptera; Nymphalidae.
UAAAAUUUUGUCAAAUUGUCAAUAUGGCUGAUGCAGCAUUAGCACGUCGUGAAGCACGAAGAAGAAAAAUAUUAGAGAAUUCUCAUAACAGACUUCAACUUAUAUCAGGAAAAAAUGGAAACGAAGUUAGCAAAGAACCUUCGAUUAAACCGCCAAUAUCUGAACCAAUCCAUGAAAAUUUCGUGUUCCAAGAAAGCAGCAUUUCCAACAAGUGUGUUCUUAACAAUGGUGUAAUAAAUACAGGAGAACCAAUCGGCUUUAUGUCAACGAAUCACGAGAAUUUUGCAAUAAGUGAUGGAGAUGUCAAUGCUUUAAGUAAUGACAUAGCAGCUUUUCUGCCUGCAACAUCUGAGCCUACGCAGUCGCCACCGUUAAUGGAAAAACUAUUUAGCUACAAGUACGAUAUAGUGCUAUUGUCAUUGUUAAUUCAAUUGUUUUAUAGUUUUUCGCUAGUAACUUUUGAUAACACAUACUUCUUCCUUCCCUUAUUAUUGUAUGUCACAACAAAACUAAUUUGGUUCCCAAAACAACCAACUUCUAACUUUACCAAUAUCCUUCUGUUAUUAAAUGGCAUGUCAGCCACCAGAGCACGGAGGAUCAUUGCUGUCACAGAAUGGAUUAGUGCGUUUUCGCAUGAUAUUUGUGUGUUUUUAUUCGUAACUAUUUGUGUACAAUCACUUUGUCAGAGUAUGAGAAGCAAUAUGUAGGAUCGAAUAUUUUUUAUUCAUCUAACUUGAAAGCAUUUUGAUGACUGAACAGUUUCAUUAUAAAAAAGUUAAGGUUACUGGGAAUGCAUUAUAGUUUGAUUGCUUGUGCCUUUUUAUGUAAGUGAGAAGUUGUGACAAGUGUGCGUUUUAGUCACAUAUUGCCAUUAUAGUUUUAAAUUUGUAAGUUUGUACAUAGUGAAAUAGAAGUUUUUGUAUUAUCAAAAAGUAGUUAUAUUGUGUGCGUCAGGUAUUUUGGGAAUAUGCAUAUUAUAUUACCUAUUUAUUUAUUCUUACCUUACAAUGGGUGCUGUGAUGUUUUUCUAUGUGGAACGUUGAGAAUGUAAAGCUACAUGUAAUUACAUUUUUCACUUGUUGCAUUUAUUAUAAAGAAUACUUCUCUA